CAAAAAACGAUAAAAUCUUUCUAGGCAGCGAAGUUGACAUCACAACAAUCAUUCACUCUUCAACUUCACUCCAUCCCCAAAUCUUACAUCAACCCAUCUAACAAAAACCCAGAUCCAGAAUCACCCACUUCAAUACUUAAUCAUCAAUCUUUGGCAAUCAAUAAUAUUAUUCCACAAUGGGUCUGUCGUCUUGGCCCUCUGAUUCAGAGUUGGAUAAAAUCAAGAAAAAUGUUGCGGAAAUGGCUGGGGUGUCUAUAAAUGCGGUCAAAAUUGUCGUAUCUCCUUACAGGAUUUGCCCAUUGGGAGCUCACAUUGAUCAUCAGGGUGGAAUAGUUUCAGCCAUGACAAUUAACAAGGGAAUCAUUCUCGGAUUUGUGCCUUCCACUGAUUCUCAAGUUCUACUAAAGUCGGGACAGUUUAGUGGAGAAGUGCGGUUUAGAGUUGACCAAAUCCAGCUUCCAAAACAUGCUGCAAAGUCAAAUGGCAAGACCCAAGAAAACGGUUCGUCGGAUACAAUGGAGGAAUGUAAAUGGGGAAGUUACGCCAAAGGAGCAUUGUAUGCGUUACAACGUGGAGGAAACGAUCUUAAACAGGGGAUCACAGGAUUCAUUUGUGGUACAGAAGGUCUUGAUAGUUCAGGUUUAAGCUCAUCUGCUGCUGUUGGAAUUGCUUAUCUAUUGGCUCUGGAAAGUGCAAAUAAUCUUACGGUAUCUCCAACAGGAAAUAUUGAGUACGAUCGGCUAAUUGAGAAUGAAUAUUUGGGUCUGAAAAAUGGCAUAUUGGAUCAGUCAGCAAUAUUGCUUUCGAGCUACGGUUGUUUGACUUGUAUGGAUUGCAAGACCAAAAUACACAAACUUAUACACCCACCUAAGUAUGAAACGGAGAAAAAUGCUGAAACCAAAUUUCCUUACAAGAUUUUGCUAUCAUUUUCGGGUCUGAAGCAGGCAUUAACAACUAACCCCGGUUAUAAUCGAAGAGUUACCGAGUGUCGAGAGGCUGCCGAGAUCCUUCUAAAAGCUGCAGGGAAAGAAGCUGAACCUAUAUUGUCGAACGUUGAACAAGAAGAAUUUGAGGCUCAUAAGUCCAAAUUAGAACCGAAUCUAGCUAGAAGAGCAGAACAUUAUUUCUCUGAGAAUACGCGCGUUAUUAAAGGCUUAGAGGCAUGGAGUUGUGGCAAUUUUGAAGAGUUUGGAAAGCUUAUUUCGGCCUCAGGGUUAAGUUCAAUACAAAACUACGAAUGUGGAUGUGAACCACUAAUCCAACUAUACGAGAUACUUUUAAAAGCCCCUGGUGUUUAUGGAGCGCGGUUCAGUGGAGCUGGGUUCCGAGGGUGUUGUGUUGCAUUUGUGAAUUCAGAUAACGCUGAUAAAGCUGCUUCAUUCGUCAAAAAUGAAUACUUUAAAGUUCAACCGGAACUGGCUAGCCAUCUUAACCAAGAUACAGCCGUUGUGAUAUGCGACUCUGGUGACUGUGCCCGAAUCAUAUGAGCCUGAGAUGAACCAUCUUUUUUCAUGAGUGAAUUUCCACUUAUAUAACAAUUUGUGAUUGUUUAUUUGAUACAUUUGUAAAAGUCACCCUGUAUGCAUUCAUGUUGAAUGUGUUCGAGUUGCAUCAUUUUUAGACAUUAAAUGCGAUAAAUCUUCAAAACGUGUA
Molecule: messenger RNA, 1653 nt
Organism: Helianthus annuus (common sunflower)
Lineage: Eukaryota; Viridiplantae; Streptophyta; Magnoliopsida; Asterales; Asteraceae
Product: galacturonokinase
Exons: 14
Coding region: 177-1487 (436 amino acids)
Biological process (GO): galactose metabolic process
Cellular component (GO): cytoplasm; cytosol
Molecular function (GO): ATP binding; galactokinase activity
Source: RefSeq, a predicted model, not a curated record